GCUCCUCCUCCUCAGUCUCCUCCGACGCCGCCGCCGCCCCCUCGGCAGGAGCGCCCUGCACGCGGCGGGCACGGAUGCCCAGGCUGCACGACCACCUGUGGAGCCGCCCGUGCGCCGGCGCCGCCCGGCACCUCCGCCGCGCGCCGCGCGCCGCCCGCCCGGGAGGCAUGAUCGCCGCGGCCCCGCGCGCGCCGGGCCCCGCGCCCGCCGGGCCGAGCGGCCGCGCCGGCGGCCGGCAUCGCCACCUGGUGCAGCGCGGCCUCGUGCUCUUCCUGGUCGGCGUGGUCCUGGCCCUGGUGCUCAACCUGCUGCAGGUCCAGAGGAACGUCACGCUCUUCCCGGACGAGGUGAUCGCCACCGCCUUCUCCUCCGCCUGGUGGGUGCCCCCGUGUUGCGGGACGGCCGCGGCGGUGGUCGGCUUGCUCUACCCCUGUAUGGACCGUCACCUCGGCGAGCCUCACAAGUUCAAGAGAGAGUGGGCCAGCGUCAUGCGCUGCAUCGCCGUCUUUGUGGGCAUUAACCACGCCAGCGCCAAACUGGACUUUGCCAAUAAUGUUCAGCUGUCCCUGACCCUGGCAGCGCUGUCCCUGGGCCUGUGGUGGACCUUCGACCGCUCACGGAGCGGCCUGGGCCUGGGCGUCACCAUCGCUGUCCUUGCCACGCUCAUCACCCAGUUUCUUGUGUACAGUGGCGUCUACCAGUACACGUCGCCAGAUUUUCUCUACAUUCGCUCGUGGCUUCCGUGCAUAUUUUUCUCAGGCGGCGUUACAGUGGGGAACAUAGGACGGCAGUUAGCGAUGGGUGUUCCGGAGAAGCCACACAGCGACUGAGCAGGGCCCGGCCGCUGGGCAGAUGCUCUGGACACCGGGCUGACCGCUAACGACUCCUGGAAGACGUCCACUUAGUCUGGCAUAGCCAGACAGAGAUAAGAACUCGUGACCUGAGGUCUCACCUGCCCUGCCCGCCCCGCCCCUGUGGGUGCCACGCAGGACAGCUGGGCACCGGCCCUGGGGGGCGGGGGCAGUUUCCCAAGUAUUCGAUUUCAUUCAUGCUAUUCAAAACAAGUUGCCAUAUUUCAAACCUUUGAACUAGAACUUGAACUCAGUUACCAACAGCAGUUUUAUGUCAGUGCCCAAAGGAGACAGGAUGAUGGUGCUUAACAGAGACCACGCGUGUGGAACGGAACUGUGUCUCCAGAAAAAUUUAACAUAGGGUUGUGUGGAAAUGGCAUCGCAGCAAGAGGAGAGAUGGGCGGGAGGCGUGGCGGUGCCUCCGGGCGCGCUGCCGGCAUUGCUGCGGCCCACGGUGGGCACCGCCUUCCUGCUGCCCGCCGGCCUCGUGCAGACAAUCGCCGGGAGACUGGACGUGGUGAUGCGUAGUGGCGCAACACUCUCACCCUUGUGAACGCCUGUGCGCGUCCGGUCUUGGGGCACCAACCCCUCCCCCCCGCCCCGCCCCUGCUGCCUUGUUGGCCCAGGCUGGCGGGGUGGCGUUUGCCCACAGCCCUAUGGGACCUGCAAUCUGUGAUUGCCUGUAAAAAGAAGAGCGCUUGCCACUGUGUCCCACGCGUGGCGUGCUCCGUGUCCAGUGGUGGUGGUGAGCACGGUGUAUUCGUUGAAUGGCAUAGACCAUAUUGGACCUGAUUUGCAAGUAUUGGGUCUUAAACUUCAAGUGCAAUGUCUAUGAAAACCAAUCUGAGCCUUGUAUUCUCUUAAAUAUUUAUUUUUUUUAAAUGCGUGAGGUGUUCAUUUCAGAGCCGCGCAGGGCGGGCUCCUUCCUGUGGGUCUCGCUGAGCCUGAGUCCUCCGGCGGACUCCUUUUAUGGGCUUAGUCAUUUUUACUUACAAAUGUACUUUUUUUGUACUUGGCAUUGUUUUGAAUUCUGCGGGAGUGACUCGCUGGGAAGGCAGGCGGCUGUGGGGGUGCAGCACCCCAACACCCACCCCUGCCAGCUGACGGCAGCUUCCCUUCCCCGGGACCCUUGUUCGAGUUUUGCAUAUUUUGUUUUGAGACGAUACCUUGAAAUAAUCUUGAGGUUUUCAAAACUAGUUUUUGUUUUUGUUUUAUAGAGGAAUUUUGUUUAAAAAGAAUAGAUCUUCUGAGUUUCAGAGUGACCCCUUAGAAACUUUCUGAACCUGAAAACAUGUUUUAGUGAGUGAUGUCAGCAGUUGAUGGCAUCAGCAGUCAGUAGAGCAAGGCAGCGAGCGAACCUCAAGGACGUACAUAGUGUUCUUGCCUCUUAGACUGGAAGUAUGAGUUAGAAAUAAUGUAGCCAAACAAGGUGAAUCUGAAGAAAUUGUUUGCCAAUAGUUCAUAGCAAAUACUGUGAACCAAAGUGAUUUAAAUUUUUAAAACUAUAAAAUCAUGGACAAAAGUUGCACUCUCCCAGCUCUGAACGGCUAGUGAGAUUCACAUUCACCCUAAGUUUCCGACAUUGUGUUCUUUCUGCAUUUUUUACUUUUAUUAAAGGUUCAAAACCAA
Molecule: messenger RNA, 2480 nt
Organism: Dipodomys spectabilis (banner-tailed kangaroo rat)
Lineage: Eukaryota; Metazoa; Chordata; Mammalia; Rodentia; Heteromyidae
Gene: Insig1
Product: insulin induced gene 1
Exons: 6
Coding region: 75-830 (251 amino acids)
Biological process (GO): SREBP signaling pathway; cholesterol biosynthetic process; cellular response to insulin stimulus
Cellular component (GO): endoplasmic reticulum; SREBP-SCAP-Insig complex
Source: RefSeq, a predicted model, not a curated record